AGUGUUGGCUCACAGCGUGGAGAUGCCAUGGCUUGGAACCACGACAUCCCUGCAGAGAGGAUGACAGGCAAAGUUGAGAUGAAGGACUUCACCAAGAAUUUGUCUCAGGUGAAGGCAAGUUGCGCCAGCCUCUUGGAGCAGAUUGCCGCUUUGCAAGCAGCUCAUGAAGAGGCGAUGGCUGGAGUUUUUGUAUCCGAGGAGAAGGAUGUCAAAGGGAAGCCAACGGAACUCACACGUGCCACAGGGGACGGAGCGGAGACUUCUGAGAGACCUUUGUCCCUGACUACUAUGGAUCUUUUGAGGAAAGAGCCAGAAAAAAAGGCCAAGACCGCCAACAAACUUGGUGUUCUGGAGAAGGUGCUUCGUUGGUUUCGCCGUGGGCCGUCAAGUCAGGCAAAGGAGAAGGAUCCAAAGGAAAUGGCAGUAAAAAGUUGCGAGCUCCCUGUCAAGGACGAGUGCGAGCCUGGUAGCGUAAGCAUUAAGGACCAUCGACCAACCAGCGCAGAUCCAAAGGUUUCAGGGAAGUCCUGUACCAAGGAAUGCUGCGUGCAGAGUCGGGCAUUGGCUCAACGCAUUGUGGCGAGCUUUCUUUUUAAGGCAAUUGUGAUGAUGGCCAUCCUUGCCAAUGCAAUUUGGUUGGCCUUUCAAACAGACUGGCGAUUGAGGAAUGCCUAUGCUCCAUUGACGGGCGGAGUGAAGGAGACCGAGGAUCAGAACGUGGAUUUGGCCUUCGCUAUUUGGUUCCUGAUGGAAGUGGCUCUGCGGCUCUUUGCCGAAGGUAAAGACUUUUUUUGGGGCCCACAUCAGGUCUGGAAUAUGUUUGAUUCCCUCAUUGUCCUGGAGGCUUGGGUGACAGUUUUCUAUGAUUUCAUUCAACUUACGCAGCUGCGCGUCUUGGGCGUAUUACGUUUGGCGCGAAUCACUGGGCGGAUUGUGAGGAUGAUGAAAACCCCGAAGGUUUUCCGAAGUGCAAGAACCAUGAUGAUUGCUGUUCUCAACUCCUUCGCUGACCUCUUCUGGUCCAUCCUUGUCAUCGCGUUGAUCCUCUUCGUUUACGGCGUGUUUUUGUCUGAAGGGGCUGUCGAAUACUUCGUGUCCUUGGGGCCAGUGGGGAAUUUGACCAGCGCACAGCAAGCUGAUGCGGACAGAGUCAAAGACUACUUUGGCUCGAUGCACAUGAUCAUGAUUUCACUUUGGGCGGCCGUGAGCGGUGGAAACGAUUGGAUGAAUUACGGCGAAACUCUUCAAGUGAUGGACACCACCUGGGUAUAUUUUGCGACCUUUGUGUUUUACAUUGCUUUCUGUGCCAUCGGCCUCUUCAACGUCGUUACAGGCGUCUUUGUCGACAGUGCUGUGGAGGCUGCUCAGAAUUUGAAGAGUGAAGCUGAAACCAUACAGAGCUAUCAUGAAGACUUGGAAAAUGAGAUCGAAGAAUUCAAGUCAGUCUUGAAGAUGACAGAUAUCGACCGAGACGGCAAAGUUUCUUACAACGAGUUGGCCGAGACUGUGCAAAAAGAGCAAAAUGUCGUAACUUGCCCGCAUUUGAAUUUCUUAACGAUGUCCAGACGGUCCAAUGCUGCUAAGCAUCAGGAUUGUCAGAAGGAUGUGUGUUCCUAG
This is a messenger RNA of Cladocopium goreaui, 1617 nucleotides long. The record is from the annotation of a GenBank genome assembly. NCBI's taxonomy places the organism in Eukaryota, Dinophyceae, Suessiales, Symbiodiniaceae.